Molecule: messenger RNA, 3040 nt
Organism: Stegodyphus dumicola
Lineage: Eukaryota; Metazoa; Arthropoda; Arachnida; Araneae; Eresidae
Source: RefSeq, a predicted model, not a curated record
UCCAGAGAGGUCAGUGGCAGUGGAGUUGACUGUUCCCAUUUUCAAAGCGUUUCUCCUGUAGAAAGCUGUUAGACAUGAAGAGACCCGAGACUCACUAUGAGUUAGCCAACGAGAUAUUUUGAUCGGUGCAGUUUGGUUUUUUUGGUGUCGUUGUUUUUAUUAUUGUGGUGUAGUUUGUCAUUGUGCAUAUUGUGCACACUCUGUAUGGUCGGAUGUGCAUUUAAUUUUGGAAUUCGAUAUGCGGCAAGCGGCGGAUAACACGUGGUUUUGGAAUACCAGACAGGGAAAAAUAUGUCGCUUCUUCACUGUGUUCUUGUUCAUAAUAUGCACAAUUUCGACGCCCACUAAAUCAGAUUUUCUGGAUGACAUGAGCCGACAGUUUUUCGGUUUAGCGAAUGAUGGACACAGUCAGUCAAACCAGCAACAGUAUAAGAAUGACCCAGAUCCUUUCCGGCAGAUGUUCGGAUCUGCUAGCCAAACGGUCAGUUCAAGACCGCCUCCUCCGCCAAAUCAUCAUUAUGCCAAUACUGCAAGGCCUGUAAGACAUCCUCAGGGUCAUGUAAGACCUCCUCAAGGUCCUGUAAGACCUCCUCAUCGCCAAGGAUAUUAUCCCAUUCAGCAAGCAUCUCCUUAUCCAACUCCUCCAGGAUAUGAUGGACCGCAGCCUGUUUAUGGGCAACAACAAGGUUUUGGGCAAAGACGUCCCGAUACAAACGACACGGAAACUCAAGGAUAUCCAGCUGAUGCACGUAAUCCUCAUCAUCCACCUCCUACACACUACUAUCAAGAUCAUAACAGACAUCCUUAUCCCCCAGCAGAAUAUCAUCAACAACAUCAUCACCCAGCUACUGUUGUAGAUUACCAACAACCACCAGAAACAAUUGUUGAAUAUCAGCAGCCUGCAGCUGAAUAUCCUCAUGAUGCUGUGCCACAUCAAGUUGAAUAUACCCAUGUGCCUCAACAGCCAGCGGUAGUCGAAGAACACCACGGAACCGCGAUAGAAAUCCAUACAAAUGAUGGCCAUCAUCAUGAGCCACAUGAGCAUGUCGAAUAUCAUCAUCAUCCCCCUGAGAUAGAACAUCAUAUUAUUAAACUACCCAAACCGAAAAGAUUUCAACUUAGCUAUAAUCAGCCAAGUCCAGAUCUCAAAAUAGUAGAUAAGCAUUUAAGACUUCCUCCCGUAAAAUUUAGAUUCCACAUUAACCCAAAAAUUGUUAUAACAAGUAACGCAAAAGAUCCUCUUGAAAAGAAACAUCAUGAUGAUGAACACGAUUUAGAACCUUUCCCUCCACCAGAUGCCUUUUCUGAUCCUGAAACACCACCAUCAUAUAACAGACAUGUCGUAGAGCAUUAUCCUGUAGAACAUCAUUAUCCUGCAGACCCCCAUUAUCCAGUUGAAUAUGCAGCAGCAAAACAUUAUCCUGUAGAACAUCGUGCAAUAGAGCACCAUGCUCCUCCUCAUGAGUACACUUACGAUCUCAGUCAGGGCCAUAGUCAUUUGAACCCACAUCGUAGUCAUUACGAACCGACAUUCAAAAUCAAAACUAAGCCAAUAAUUUUUACUGAACCUCCCCCAACAAGACCCACAACUACUCGAAGACCGACUACUACGACUGCUCGUACCACCACAACGACGACUACAACUACAACGACCACUCGACCACGAACAAGAGCUCGACUAAAUGCCAGAAAUCCAGGUUUUUCAGUCGCCUUCACUCAGGGGUCAACUACAGCUACUACGCCUAUAGAAAGACAGGGCGACAUAACAACAGCUAGCACUACAAGCAGAAGAACUACAUUUAGAAGCAGCUCUGAACGAGAGCGUGAAAGUGACGGAAUUGCUGCCCGAAAGGAUGAAAUGUCUUCUAUCGCUACAUCUUCUACCACCCAGCCCACAACUGCAUCAACAACUUUGUCUACUACUCCGAGAACAACUACUACUACUACGACGACGACGACUGUUAGACCUACUACGACGACGACGACUGUUAGACCUACUACGACGACAACAACAACAACUACGACUCCUAAACCUACAACGACAACAACAACUACGACUCCUAAACCUACAACUACUACGACAAUAAUGGUACCGAAAACUACAGUGACAAUGUCUACGACAAGUAGCACGUCCACUUUUGCUUCUACUACAAGCCAAUCUACGCCAACACCAGCUGAAGAAACUACUUCACAAAGAUCUUCCACUUUGAGCAUUGAUACAAAUGAAAUUGAUAUGAGAAAAGCUACAGAAUCACCAAGGCGCCGAUUAGAGCCUUUACAGGAAGGAUCUUCUUUUACAUCUGGAAAAUCAGAGACUGUGAAUAUCGAGAGUUCAGAAUCCGUCAAAGUGAUUGAAACAACGAUGUUGAUUGACGGUAAAAAUCAAACAGUAAGAUUUUACUAUAUAACUCAACCUGUCAAAUUUCCUUUAGAUGUAUUCCAAAAAAUGACUGGCCAAAGCAAUGAUGGUACUUCAGGAAUGAAAGUAAUUAAACUACGAGAUAAGAGGUAUGUCGUAAGCGUCCAUAAUAAAGAUCCAUUUUCACAGCCAUGAAUUUUUCCUGCAGGAAACAGGAAUAUGUUUAUCUGUGAUGAACAGUAACAAUUUGGUCUCACAACUAUGCACAUAACGCCAAAUACAGUAACUCAGCGGUACUGAUCCGUUUGUGUUAAUAUCUAUGUGCGCCUUCGAUACAGAUAUAGGUGCGAUGUAAGGAAGAAUCUUCCAAAUGAGUCAUAUUUCUCGAAAAAUGUGAUUUCAUUUCCAUAAAAUAUUAUUUAUAGUAGUUUGCAGGUUAAAAGAGCAAUUUUGAUAAGUCGUAGAAGUUAUUGCUCGAUAAAUAAAAUCACUUUCGUAGCUUCUUUCUUCGGUUCUGUGAACUUUUCACAAAUACUUCUUUGAAACUGAGGUUAGAAAGCGUUCCUUCUUUUUCAUUAUGAAAACCGUACUUUUAUAGAGCGGAAUAUUGUAUAUAUUAAUUAAUAAUUUUUAUAACUAUUUUAUACGUAAAAUAAAAUAAAAAUUGUUUUCAGCAAUAUA